CAACCAACACAGGCACUUGCAAGUUAUCAGUGGUAAAUCACACGCACUUGCAUGUAUCCUUGCAGUAUUUUCCCCAAGAUGUUUAUUUAUUUAUUUAUUUUCCUUUCUGUGAUUUUAUUUGCAUGAUCUAUCUAUCUAUAUAUACAUUUGCUUUACAAGUAUUUUUUUUUUUCUCGAUGGAUAACUGCAUCAUGUAAAGUCAUAUUCCAAAACGUCGCCUCUUUUUCCCUUCUUACAGAUCAUCAAGUUGCUAACUGGACUGUUUCAGGGACAAGGAUAGAUUUUUUACGAUACUUUUUUGAUGGAGAUUUACGCUCAUUCACUCCUUUAUUGUUGCUGACUUUUUAACCCCUUGUUAGCCACGCUGGACUGCUUGAUGUGACAGAAUACUGUUUUAUGGACAAAACAACAACAACAACAAAAAAAAAACCCUGUUGAAGAAUCAAGAUAAUGGCAUACCACUUUUUAAAUGGUGUGUGCGGUUCACUUUACAGUAGGAAAUGUGUCGGAAUUCACUCUGGUGUGCAGGGAGAGCGGAAAGAAUGAAGACUCCAGGUCCCCAGUGGAGACAUGAUAUAGCAGUGUGGUGCUGUUGCUGAACUGCUCUCUCUGAUGGCUCUAUGGGAGUGGAUAACAUUAAGCCUCCAUUGCUGGGUUUUAGCUGCCGCCUUGGUUUCAGAUCAGCAUGCAAGCGGCCCCCUCGACUGGCUCCUUUCAGACAAGGGACCCUUCCAUCGUUCGCAGGAAUACACUGAUUUUGUGGAAAGGAACCGGCAGGGAUUCACUACCAGAUACAAGAUAUACAGAGAAUUUGGUCGCUGGAAGGUAAAUAACCUAGCAGUUGAAAGAAGAGAUUUCCUUGGCUCACCUUUACCCCUUGCCCCUGAAUUCAUCAGGAACAUCAGACUGUUGGGACGCAGACCAAGCCUUCAACUGAUCACUGAAAAUCUUAUCAAGAAAUACGGGACCCAUUUCUUACUGUCAGGGACAUUGGGAGGAGAAGAGGCAUUGACCAUAUUUGUGGACCAGCGGAAACUGAGCAAAAAGUUGGAUGUGAGCGACUACAUCACGAAUAGCUCUUCAGUCUCACUGGAAACUCUUCAUCAGCUAGCUGCCUCUUACUUCAUUGACAGGGAGAGCACACUUCGGAAGCUGCAUCACAUUCAGAUUGCCUCCACAGCUAUCAAGGUAACUGAAACUCGUACUGGUCCCCUUGGAUGCAGUAACUAUGACAACCUUGACUCUGUUAGCUCUGUUCUGGUUCAGAGUCCUGAAAACAAAGUCCAUUUGCAAGGUCUGCAGGUCAUUCUCCCAGGCUAUCUGAAGGGACGCUUUGUGCAAGCUGCUCUCAGUUACAUUGCCUGUAACACAGAAGGUGGAUUUAUCUGUAAGGGCAACGACUGCUGGUGCCGGUGUGACCACAGCUUCCCAGAAUGCAACUGUCCUUACAUGGACAUUCAAGCAAUGGAGGAAAGCUUGAUUCGAAUAAGUGAGGCUUGGGCCACCCUCUACAAGGAGUUUGAAGAUGCAGAUGAGUUUAAAAUGUUUCUGAAAAGACUACCACAGAACUAUUUCCUGAACAUCUCAACGUUACAACACCUAUGGUCAAUGGACUCUGGCUUUCAGCGGCGGUAUGAUGUGCUUGAAAACAGCAUGAAAGCUCUCUACAGUAAGGCACAAAGAGUUGUCUACAAGCUCUUCGCUCUUAGUAAAAGGUGUCAGAAACAGCCCCAAGUCGCUCUGACAAGAGAGAGACCGCUGACCUAUUGGUUGAGAUAUAUUCAAUCAUUGCUUUACUGCACAGAGAACAACCAAGAGGGGUCGUUUUCUGAAGAAACUCACAGCUGCCUUUGUGCCUAUGAUCACAGUUCCUGUCAAGUGACCAUUCCAUGUGCAAUAGGAGAAGGGCAAGGCUGUGCAGCCUGUGCUUCUGACAACCACACCCGCUGUGGCAACUGCAACCCCGGGUAUAUGCUGAGCCAGGGGACCUGUAAACCUGAGGUGGCUGACUCAACAGAAAACUACCUUGGAUUCGAGACAGACCUACAGGAUCUUGAAUUGAAAUACCUCUUGCAAAAAACCGACAGAAGACUUGAGGUCCAUGCCAUCUUUAUCAGCAAUGACAUGCGCCUCAACAGCUGGUUUGACCCUUCAUGGCGGAAACGCAUGCUCCUCACCCUCAAGAGCAACAAGUACAAGUCCAACCUUGUUCACAUGCUUUUGGGUAUAUCCAUUCAGAUUUGUCUCACGAAAAACAGUACUCUAGAGCCUGUGCUGGCUUUAUAUGUCAACCCUUUUGGAGGCAGUCACUCUGAGAGUUGGUUUAUGCCUGUUAAUGAGAACAGUUUUCCUGACUGGGAACGGACUAAGGUUGAACCUCCCCUGGAGUGUUACAAUUGGACCUUAACUCUAGGGAACAAGUGGAAAACGUUUUUUGAGACUGUUCACAUCUACUUGAGGAGUCGUAUCAAGGAACCUGAUGUUAAUGGCAAUGACAGCGUUUAUUAUGAACCUCUGGAGUUUAUGGAUUCAUCAAGGAAUUUGGGCUACAUGAAAAUAAACAGCAUCCAGGUGUUUGGUUACAGCAUGCCCUUUGAUCCAGAAGCUAUUCGAGAUCUGAUUUUACAACUCGAUUACCCCUAUACUCAGGGAUCGCAGGAUUCUGCUCUGUUGCAGCUGCUGGAGAUUCGAGACCGUGUUAAUAGACUGUCACCCCCUGGUCAGCAGAGCUUGGACCUCUUCUCUUGCCUGCUUCGUCACCGACUCAAACUGGCCACCAGUGAGGUGAUGCGGAUCCAUUCCUCUUUGCAGUCUUUCAAUGCCAGAUUGCCAAACUCUGUGAAUUACGAAACAACAAAAUUGUGUGGUUAACCUGACAGCUGAAGCCCGAUGUAAGAAACAUGAUGUCAAUAAAUGGAGACGGUUCCAACUUAUAUAUGUGAAAACUGUUUGAGGAGAUCUGUACUGUAUGUGUGAAAAAAAAGAAGAAAAAAAAACUUUUACCAAUCUGUAAAAAACGUAUACAAAUAGUCCAAAUAACACCACUAAAUAUAGUGCUAAGUAAUUAAAAAAAAUAGAGACCAAACAACAGUAACUUCCACUUUUAAAUACAUUUGUUUGUACUUUUUAUAUGUUCUGUUGCAACCAUGAUGAUAUGCUUUCCAUCAUAGGUGAAGACAUAAAGUGUUAUCAGUAAAGUUUUGUAGAUUAACUAUUAUUAUUAAAAAAUAAAAUUGAAAAACCAUGGUGUGAUUGUUUUUUGAAAAAAGGAUUUUACUGCGGUGAAUGCUAUAAUGAAUAAUAUUUGCUAGCCAUACAAAAACAUUAGACUCUCAAGUCAGGGAUUUUAUUAUUCAUUGACAAGAUGCCUAAAGGAAGAUUUGAUUUGCUGAUUAAAUAAAAAUGUGUCUCCAGUGAGUUGUAACUUCAUUUUCCUGCAAGCUCAUUUGAUUGUAUAUAGAAUUGUAUACAAAAUGAGUUAUGGUUGCCAUUCCCCAGUUCAAUUGGUCAAGUGCAUCCCAUACGGUCCUAAUUGGAUGGAGAUGUGGCAAUUGGAAUGGCCUGGAGGGUGUUUUAAAAAAAAAGACCCUUACUGUGCUUUACAAAUCGAACAAACACACUUGUCCAAUGAAUAUGGUCAGCAACUCCUAUGAAAAAAAUACAUAAUGCAAUUCAAGGCAGAAGUGAAUCUGCCGUGAUAUUCAGGCAUGACUAGCCUAUAACUUUGGCCUACCAAAUACUUAUCUCAGAUCAGCUAAGCGCUGAUGUGCAAGGCUAUCCCAAAACAAAGAAAAAAAGGGCACUCAUGCUCUUGCUAUUAGUAUUAGACACUCCUGCACAUACUCAAUGUAAAAACACUCCAAUAACAUUAUACAGUACUGUAAUAUUAUUGUGCUACAAUUCCAUUUCUACUUCAGAUACCAAGGAUGCUUCAAUGUGAGUGAGGAACAGAGUGAGGUAACAGUCUACAAGCACAACAGGUUAGGGGAUUUUGUAGUGGAGGUUUAUGUUAAAUGAAUUGCUUUAACAACCAAUAGAAUAUUAGCAAAAGCUGGGAAGAGUCCGUCACCCCAGCAACCAGUGGCAGCACUCAGUCAAGGUGAGUUAAAAUGUUUGUGGAGAUGAAAAAAAUAUGUCGGCUUAUCUAGGAAUUUACCAAAUACAACUGACGGAGGUGGAGCAUGACGACAAAAACAGAUUGUGAUGGCCUUCUGUUAUGUGACUGUAAAUUCCUCUGGUUUGUAUGGUGUUUUGUGUUGAAUAAAAUUGUAUGUAGAAUGGCAUUAAUUAAUAUCAACAAUGACUGUAACCUUUUUAAGUAGUCCAUUUUAAAAUCUACAACAGAAUUAGAUCUGAUCACAAGUUCUGUAUGAUUAAUGUGUAAAGUUAUAUUUCUGCUUAUGUUAAAGCUUCACCUCAAAUCUGUAAUACAUGAAACAAAAAUACAGCACAUUUCCCAAAUAUAAACAUGCUGUAUAAGGAGAUUCAAAGUAAGUAUCCGUGUUAGCUUGUUGGGUCUGCAAACAUGUAUGCAACAUUUUUAGGGGAAGGUACUGUACGAUCUGUCAUUCUCGAUGGCUAACCAACCAAGGCACGUAAAUAUAAACUAUGACCAUUUUGCAUUUGUUCAUUACAUUUUAAUUACAUUUCUGAUAGAUUUCAUAGACCAAAACAAACAUAUAUACAGCUUGCAAGCACAUCUGAAUCCCGACCUACAGUCACCACUGCUUUUCAGUUAUGGGAUUCCCUCAUGCAGGGACUGAUAUGUGUGCUAAACAUGUGAUGGUUUUGUGUUAUGAGCUAAUUUUGAGACCAAAACUAAAUUCAAUUGGACUUGAAAGGCAAUUAAGUUCACACUUAACACACUGAAGAGUGGGUUUGAGAAAGAAAAAAAAUAUAACAGUGAACAAGAGAAAACAAUCUUCAUCUUAUACAUCAAUGUGAAGCAGCUAUAUUACCUGCAUUAAGAGCAAUAUUCCACAGAGAGAUCAAUACUAAUCUGGAAACGCUUCUCCUGCAAGAAACUGUUGGCUUGUGUCUGCCUCUUUCCUGCUGAUAUCAAUUUAGAUUUAUUAAACAACGUAUGUUUUCUGAUUGAUGUAGCUUAUAUAAACACAAAUCAAUUUUGAAUUGUACUUCCAAAGCUGAUGUACUGCCAAAUUGCACCUUCCAGUCUUUGUUUUGCCUGCCAGAUGUACAGUAGUGAUCUCAGGAUUUGAAGGCCCAUAGAGUUUAAUCUGAAAAAUCAGUAUCCCAGUCAAAGUGUCCAAUGGUACUUAUGUUAUCAUCUUUGAUGCUGUUGAUAUCUGAUGAUAAACACAUCUAUAUUUUUAUUGGAAAAGCAUAUCUCCAUUUUGUGAACAGAUCAUUCCCAUCGGGAGGUACCUGUGAAACACAGGAUAUUUUACAGCAGAGAAAGCUCAGUGUUCUGCCCUAGCUUUCAUUUUUACCGUAAUGAGCACGCCUGGGUUAGGAUGAAGACUUCAAACCCCCCAAUGAUGAUGUAGCCACUGUGUUGAAUGUGAAGCAUAAACGUUCCACAGACAUUUUUUCCAAAGAUUGAGUGAUUCCAUGAGCAGUUAAAUUGCCACUUUUAAUAUUACAUUUCAGUGUAUUUACAUAAUUUUACUACCAUUAGAAAGAUGUUUAAGUUGGUAUAUUAACGGUGGUAUAUUGACGAUGAUUUAAUGAACUGUGAUGGGCUCUCAGGGCUUGAUGACUGUGAUGGGCGCUCAGGGCGGGUGCUCGACAGCUACCUGCGCGAGGCCGGCUAGGAAAAACAUCAACGAUAUCAUGCAUCCCAGUGCCACAGAUGGGAAGUGGCUAUGGGCCACCUCCCCCCGGGACGAGGCAUGCUGCAAGGUGUGGCUGCGGAGGAGGAAGCCGCCAAAACAAAAGAAGCGCCACAGGAGAAUAACAGAUGGAGCAUUUAUGCUCUUGCUGAUGACAUGUUGGUUAGGGGCGGAUUCUCCUUCCAGAAAAGCAACCAAGUUUACAAAUCUGUUUUAAUGUCCAUAUUACAUGACAAUAAAGUUCCAGAAUAUUUUAAUGUGAAAGGAUAUUUUCCUGUUUUUUUCUUCCGUCAGGUCUUAACUUCACAAAAGUAUUUUUUUACAUCUAUUUAUUCAACUCUUGUUUUGUCUCAUCUGC
This is a messenger RNA of Acipenser ruthenus (sterlet), 6150 nucleotides long. RefSeq names its product BMP/retinoic acid-inducible neural-specific protein 3-like. Lineage: Eukaryota; Metazoa; Chordata; Actinopteri; Acipenseriformes; Acipenseridae. The coding region runs from base 613 to 2871 and encodes 752 amino acids. The transcript is spliced from 8 exons. The record is from RefSeq and is a predicted model, not a curated record. Gene Ontology annotation, biological process: negative regulation of mitotic cell cycle; positive regulation of neuron differentiation.